Messenger RNA from Plenodomus lingam JN3, 765 nucleotides. RefSeq lists its product as uncharacterized. NCBI's taxonomy places the organism in Eukaryota, Fungi, Ascomycota, Dothideomycetes, Pleosporales, Leptosphaeriaceae. The record is from RefSeq and is a predicted model, not a curated record.
AUGAAGUACUUCGCAGCACUACCCGUCGCCGCUAGUAUUGCUGGCGCCCAAAUGAACGUCAUGAGCCUUCACCCUGCUGAGGCGGCUGGCCCGAUGACACACACUGUCACUGUGGGUGGUCUCAAGCCCGUUGCUACUGGCAUGGCGCCCGCCUUGGUCUACACUCCCGAAUCUAUCACCGCUGCCGUCGGCGACAUGGUUAUGUUCGUCUUCAUGCAGAAGAACCACACCGUCACGCAGUCCACUUUCGAAGACCCCUGCCGAAAGAUGGACGGAGGUAUGGACUCGGGCUUCCAGCCCAAUCCCGAGGGCAAAGACGGUGUGACCUGGAACAUGACUGUUGAGACAACAGAGCCUCUUUGGUUCUACUGCAAACAGCAAAACGGCAUCCAUUGCGGCAAAGGCAUGGUGAUGAGCAUCAACGCCGCCACCACGGGCGACAAGACAAUGGCCAACUUCAAGGCACUCGCCAUUAGUACGAACGGUACCUCCCUCACUCCUGGGCCUCUCCAGAAUGUCGACCCCGGGGCGGCCGCCGCCCCCACCACCGUCACUGUCGAAGCUGGGGGUGCUGGUGGUGCUGGUGCUGUCGAAACUGGAGCGCCUCAUGCCGUUGCUCCCCCUGCUGGUGCUGAGGUCGUUGCCGGUGAAGGCAUGGACGGUCAGGGACAGGCUUGCUCAUGCCAGUGUUUGUGCGGCAUGAACUCCUUUCCCGCGAACGCUGCAGUGAACAACUUUGGCGGAUUCCCUGGUAUGAUUGCAUAA